This is a messenger RNA of Trichogramma pretiosum, 1830 nucleotides long. RefSeq names its product serine/arginine-rich splicing factor 1 (gene SF2). NCBI's taxonomy places the organism in Eukaryota, Metazoa, Arthropoda, Insecta, Hymenoptera, Trichogrammatidae. Gene Ontology annotation, cellular component: ribonucleoprotein complex; nucleus; cytoplasm. Bases 350 to 1102 code for a protein of 250 amino acids. Gene Ontology annotation, molecular function: mRNA binding. The record is from RefSeq and is a predicted model, not a curated record. The transcript is spliced from 3 exons.
UUUAGUUUCGGCGUGAUUGUUAUUGUAGCUCUUGCCUACGUAUAAAAUUUGGUGUUUGUGAAUUGUGUUCGUCACACACACACACACACACACACAUAAGCAAACACACGCACGUCAAAAAUCCACACUCGGACGCCAUCUUGUUUCGAAACUCGCCUAAAGAACCUCGACGGUUGGAACUUGGAAAGUUUCCGGUCAUUCUCUCGCGUUUACUUGCGUGAGAAUCAUUGUGAGUAUUAAAUCUCUAAACGCCAACCUUGCUCCGAAAGUGCCCGGACUCUAUCGAGAGAAGCAAAAGGGAGCGUUCUUAUAAAGCUUCUGAUCUCUUCAAGAAAGACACAGAGGAAACAUGUCCCGCAACGACAGUCGUAACGAAUGCAGAAUAUACGUUGGUAACUUGCCGCCAGACAUACGCACCAAAGAUAUCCAGGACCUAUUCUACAAGUUUGGAAAAGUCGCCUUUGUCGAUUUGAAAAACCGACGCGGACCUCCUUUUGCAUUCGUUGAAUUUGACGACCCGAGAGAUGCAGAAGAUGCAGUUCAUGCUAGAGAUGGAUAUGACUAUGAUGGAUACCGUUUGAGAGUAGAAUUCCCUCGUGGAGGAGGACCUAGCAGCAGUUUCCGAGGAGGUGGUGGUGGUGGUAGAGGAGGUGACAACAGUCGAGGCAGAGGUGGAGAUAGUGGAAGAGGACGUGGUCCACCUGCCAGAAGAUCUCAGUAUAGAGUACUUGUUACAGCUUUACCACCAUCCGGUAGUUGGCAAGAUUUGAAAGAUCACAUGAGGGAGGCUGGAGAUGUCUGUUUCGCUGAUGUCUAUAAAGAUGGAACUGGAGUUGUUGAGUUUUUACGUUAUGAUGAUAUGAAGUAUGCUGUCAAAAAACUUGAUGACUCUAAAUUCAGAUCUCAUGAGGGUGAAGUGACUUAUAUCAGAGUCAAAGAAGACCAUGGUGGAAGUGGUGAUCGUCGCAGCGAAGACAAAGAUAGAGGUCGUAGCCGUUCCCGAAGCUACAGCCCACGUCGUCGUGGUUCACCUUCUUACUCGCCUGUAAGAAGAAACCAUUCACGAUCGCGAUCCCGCUCACGAUCACGUUCAUAUGAUUAGAGUGUACGUAUCACAAAUAAUGCACUCUGUACGAACGACCCAGCACAGUGCUUUAAGCUAUAUUCAGUUUAUAACACUUUCACUAAUUCAUUUCAAUUAAUCUUAAAAUUUUAAUAAAGCAUAUUCGCAUUUGUGUUUGGAGCUCUUCAAAUAUUCACCAACGAACUUCAAUUAUGUAUUAUAGAAACUAAUAGUAGCUUAUGGUUCACCUGUACCUUGCCCUAAUAUGAAUUUUUAAUGUUUUUUUUUUAAUGGUAUGGUAUUUUUUUAAUUACAAAUAUGAUUCAAAAAUUACAUACAUGAGAUACAUUCCGCGAAUAUUUGUAAUUAAAAUGUGAAUCUUGAAUUAUGUUAUAUAAGAACUUUGUACACUUGACUAUGCUCCUAAAUUUAAAAUAAUUCGGAAACGAACUUUGGCUUAAAUUGAACUCAUGAUUUGAAUCGUGACUGAAAUGCUAAGUAUCAAAUAUUUGAUAUGUUUCAUGAAAAACUAUUCAACAAGGUAGAAAAUGUUUUGAAAAAAAUAAUAACCCAUAAGCUUGUGAUAAAUUUCAAAGAAGACUAUCAUUUUCUAUCUUGUAAAUAUGGAAUAGACUAGAAAUAAGAUUAAUGAAAUGUAAGAGACUUUGAAAAUUAAUUGUACUGAAACAUUUCAAAUUCCAAUAUAACUUCAAAUAACUCAAUUAUAUAAAUAAUUUUUUAUUUAUUAAACCAUAAUAGUCAUUCAA